GGAGUUUUGCCUGUGCGCUGUGCACUGUGCGCUGUAAAGGGCAGGUUUCGGCAGUUAGUUGGGGGCUGUAAGCAGAGCAUAGACUCGGGUACCCAAGUAUUUAAGCAUUUACCCAAAGCGUUGGGGAAACGGAGUCCAACGGCUGUCACGAAUAAAGUUGCAAUCACCACUGGCCAACUUUAAUCGACCGCUGCUCCGCCACGACUUGGUUACUAAGUCCCCACGGACGUCAUGCAAAAUAAAAUGCGCACAGUAAAAAAAAAGUGUGAGAGAAACGACGAAAGAAGAAAAUGGUAGUAGUUCUGUUGUUGGAUAUUAUUGAUAUAAUAUAACUGUGGUCAAUUUACAGAUCAAAGUAGUCAUUGUGAAUGGUCAGUUUGUCGCAAACACGUUGCAUUGUGCGCUGUCAAUGCAAAACAUACACAGGACGAACCAAAAUUAAACCAAUUAUAAAGCGAGUAAAUAUUCCUUGAGAAAGGCAAGACGUAUUUCCUCGACGGCUCAUUGACCUACGCGUCAUGGCAAUUUCUUGCGCACAGUAUACGAUAUGCAGCUUCUCCAGCGUCUUCUUCUUCUCCUACCCUUGAUAGCAGCGUCUCCAACCAACCUCGCACCACUACUCUUGCACGAUGAGAGCACCGGCGGAUACGUGGUGAAAUUAAAAGAGUCUGCUGCCGCUGUGGCAGACAAUAAUGUUUUACGGCUAAUAUCCGUCGAACCCGAUUAUGUUUACACUCACGUUUUAAAUGGCUUCUCAGCAAAACUCGACGAACGGUCCCUUCACGCUGUUCGCCAGCAUCCAGAUGUAGAAUACGUGGAACAAGUAACCACCGACUAUGCCCUUGGGUUUGAUACGAGCUACGAGAAAUGGAACGAUCAAUCUGGCGCUACCUGGGGUAUUGCUCGUACUUCGAACAAAAAGUCUGGUAUCAAGACGUACAGUUACCACGAGUCGGCCGGCAAAGGGGUCUGUGCCUAUGUAGUCGACACUGGAAUCGAUGAUGCCCACCCUGACUUUGGAGGGCGCGCCAAGCAAAUCAAAAGCUUCAUCAAUGGAUCGGAGAUAGAUGACCAUGGCCAUGGAACGCAUUGCGCAGGCACCGUGGGCAGUAAAACAUGGGGUAUCGCCAAAGAAGUGACUCUUUAUGGAAUCAAGGUGCUCAACUCUGGCGGUCGUGGCGUGGGUGAUGCUGUUGUAAACGGCUACGACUAUGUUGCUGUCGAUGCGCCCAAACGCAAUUGUUCUGGUGUUGUUGUCAAUGUAUCUAUUGGAGGAGAAAAGGCCGCUUUCAAAAACGACGCCGUUGCCGCUCUCGUCAAGAAGGGAUACUUUGUAGCCGUUGCUGCGGGCAAUAACGGCAAAGACGCCAACGACUACUCUCCAUCCAGCGAACCCAGUGUCUGUACUGUGGGAGCGAUCCAGGACGGAGACUCCAAAGCCAGCUUUUCCAACUAUGGCGCUAUUGUUGACAUCCAGGCGCCCGGGAUGUCGAUUGAGUCAACGACGCGAAAGGGUCAAAAUGGGCAAAUGUCAGGAACGUCCAUGGCUUGUCCCCAUGUCGCUGGGCAAGCAGCAGUCUUAAUAUCGCAAGGCCUUGCCAAAGGGCCGGACGCCUGCGACAAGAUCAAAGAGACGGCCCUAAAAGGCGUUGUAAAGGGCCUCCCCAGCGGUACAACCGCCGAUCUACUGUUCAACGGCAACCCCAAAGCAUCCUAGUUAGACAUUAUACAUACUAAGCGACACAGACGCGCUUCUUUAUC
Molecule: messenger RNA, 1761 nt
Organism: [Torrubiella] hemipterigena
Lineage: Eukaryota; Fungi; Ascomycota; Sordariomycetes; Hypocreales; Clavicipitaceae
Source: the annotation of a GenBank genome assembly